Molecule: messenger RNA, 6737 nt
Organism: Mizuhopecten yessoensis (Yesso scallop)
Lineage: Eukaryota; Metazoa; Mollusca; Bivalvia; Pectinida; Pectinidae
Product: protein SCAF11-like
Exons: 15
Coding region: 79-6045 (1988 amino acids)
Source: RefSeq, a predicted model, not a curated record
CCUCAUACGGGCACUUAGAACUACCAAUAUGGUGGACAUCUUGUGUCAUGGCGAAAUGUGUUGAGCCCUGUGAUUGACAUGGAUGAGGAGGAUUCCUACUCCGAUCCUGCACAAGAAAAGCCACCACAAACCAGCACCAUGGACAACCAGCAAGCUAAUGACAUGGCAGAAGAACUGACUGCCGAGUCAGGCAUGGAACAGACAGAGGACUUGAUCUCAAGGAAGAGGAAAACAGCAGCAAUUAUAGAAAGUGGUGAUGAUGACGAUGAUGAAAGUGAUGAGGAUGACGAAAGUGAUGAAGAGGAGGAUGGAAGUGAAGAUGAUGAUGAUGAUGAUAAUGAUGAUGAUGAAGAUGAGGAUGAAGAGGAAGUUGGAGAAGAAUGGGAAACGGAUGAAGAAGAAGAGGAGGAUGAGGAGGGAGAAGAAGAAAGCCAGGAAGCCUCCACAUUAUUGGAGAGUGACUCAGACGGGGAGGGAGAUAACUGUCCAGUUUGUCUAAAUCGGCUUCGAGACCAGGACAUCGGAACACCGGAGUCAUGUGACCACAACUUCUGUCUUGAGUGUAUCCAGGAGUGGUCAAAUAAUGUGAACACAUGUCCUGUUGAUCGUCAAGUUUUCAACCUGAUCUUUGCAAAGCAUGCUGGAGAAGACAAGGUUUUCCGACGGAUUGUGGUGGAGGACAAGAACAUGUGUGACAUUCCUGAGGAGGAGGAAGAAGACCCCACCUACUGUGAGGUGUGUGGGCGGUGUGACCGGGAGGACAGACUUCUCCUGUGUGAUGGAUGUGAUCAAGGUUUUCACUGUGAAUGCCUGACCCCUGCCCUACAAGAAAUUCCUGUCGAGGAAUGGUUCUGUCCCGAGUGUGCUGACCUCAACAAACAAGGUUCAGAGACAGCGGUCACAGUUGAUGAUUAUGAAGAGGUCAGUGAAAUCAUUCAUGAAAAUGCCGAUAGUUCAGCCACCCCCUUCCUCCGCCCCCGACGGCGACUGGUAGCCAGAACCCGUGUCAUGGAGCGUGUGCGCAGUCAGAUUGCAGAGCUUCGACGGGAACGAGCUCGUAGAUACACUCGUCGUGAAUACAUUGCUGAUUCCACAGAUGAGGAAGACCUAAUCAUGGCGGCUGAUGAAAUGGAGACAAAUGCAGCCUCUGGUGCAGGACCAAGUAAUCCAGCCACAGUCAUGAAGCACAAGACACCAACAAAACGCAAGAAGGCACCAGCAAAGAAAAAAAGGAAGAGAACUACCAAAAAGAAAAGGACCACCAAAAAAACUGGCACUAAACGUAAGAGGAGGAGGACAACAAAGAAGGGAAAGAAAGGCAGAAAAAAGAGGAAAACGAAGAAGACGGCUCGCACAGCCAAAACCAUCAAGAUGGAGAUCCCAACAAGCACGGUGAAGGCGAGGAUAGCCAGAAAUCUGGGUCUCUCCAACCCACCGGUAGGCAGAACUAUCCCACUGCAGAAAGCAUCCGGGGAAAAGACAACAGAGAACAAAAAGCAUGACUCAGGAAUUGCACCGUUGUCUAUCCUGGGACACAGAGAUGAUCUGUAUUCAUUUCAAGAUGAGGAUGCUCCACAGCCAAGUACAUCUGAGGUAACUCAGAGUAAAUCUAGUCGCUAUUCACGAUCCUCCCUCCAGUCCCACAAACCUGUUGGUAAACCAAGAGCCACCACAGCUUCCUCCUCUAGAUGUGCUGCCGACUUGGUCCCCACUCCUGUCCCUGCCACUGGGGGAUUUGAUCUCCUUGGUUCCAUAAUUCAGAAUCAGACAAUUCUGGGGAUGGACAGCAAGAAUGUCACAAUACAGAGAGAUGGCACACUGCUAGCAAAACCAGAGAAAGGGUCCAACAAUAAACCUCAAAAGUGUGAAACCGCCAAGCCAAAAGAGGAAAGUGAUGAAGAAUCUGGGGAAGAUGAAGCAUGCUUCUCGCCAGAAUAUGAGGAUGAAGAAAAUGUUGCUCAGACUGUGGAAACCAACAUUGCAGUGAAGGAGGAAGAUGAUGUGGUGAAAGAGGAAGUCAUACUGGUUCAUUUAGAAGAGAAUAUGGAGAAGGAAAAAGAUGACAGUGAGAAUGAAGAAGAGGAAAUGGAGAGUAAUGCUGAUGAUGGUGAGAGUGAGGCUGAUGACAUUGAUAAUGAGGCUGGUGAGAGUGAGGCUGAUGACAUUGAGAAUGAGGCUGGUGAGAGUGAGGCUGAUGACAUUGAGAAUGAGACUGACAGCUUAAAGAACCAGGAUGACGACCCUAAUAGUGAGGCAGACAACAAUGAUGAUGAUGAAGCUGAUGACAUCAGGAAGGAUGGAGACAAUAUUGAGAAUGUGUCCAGUGACAAUGAAAAUGAGUCUGCUGACAAUGAGAUGGAGGCCUCUGAAAACAGGGAAGAAAACGAAGAGGAGGAUGAAGCUGCAAAUGAUGACAAAGAUGAUGGUUCAUUACAGGCAGACGACACAGUACAGGAGAAACAGGACUGUAACCAGAAUGAAGGUGAAGUUAUGUUGCCAAAGGAAACCUGUGAGGAUGCUGAAAUGAAUACAGAUGAAACUGUUCAUUGUGAUAAAUCAAGAUCUUCCAGUCCUCUGGAUUCUGUCAGAUACCUCGAUAGAGAAGUAACUACAUGUUUAGCAUCUGUUAAUACCAACAGAGAAAAGGAUGAUUCCUCUGAAAAGGACGAGUAUUCAUGCCAAAAUGAUGAGGUUGAAUCUAGGGCUCAGAUCUCUUUUGAUGAGGAAGUUGCAGGAAUAGAUGGCAGUGAAGAGAAAAAUGCAUCAGGUGAAGAAGAGGAGGAGGAUGAGGAGAACCAAGAGGAGGCUGAAGAUGAGGAAGCUACUGGUGAAAAAAGUGAUGAGGAAGAGGAGGAACUGGAAGAAGUUGAGGAGGCUGAUGAAAAGGAAGAAGAGGAAGAAGUAGAUGAAGAGAUGGAAGAAAUUGAAGACGAGGAUGAGGGGGAGGGUGGCGAGGAAGAGGUUGAGGAAGAAACAGAAGUUAAGCAGGAUAUGCCAAGUAAAAAGACCAAUGAUAACCUCAAAGAACAAGAAAGUGGUAGGUUAACAGAAAUAAUAGCUCAAGAUGAGUUAGGAAAUGCAUGGGAUUCUGAUGGAGAUGACCGUGGGGCUACUUGGUCAGAGGAUAAUAUGGAAAAUGAAGAGAGUAAAAAAAGGCAAAAGUCAAAGCAUUCUGGGAAAAAUCGGAAGAGUAGGAAGGGUGACAGUAGAGUAGUAGUGGAGGAAAAUUCUCAAGAUUCUAGUUUAAUGGAAGACGCCCUUCUUCCAAUUUCAGAAUUUCCACGUAUACCAAAGAAAAAACGAAGAAGCAGGUCUUCUAGGAGUGAUCCUGAUCCUGAAAAGGUUAGCUUGAGUAAAAGCAAACAGAGCAAAGAUGAGGAAGAUGAGGAGGAGUCUUUUAAAAGAACAGUAAUGAAAGAGGAGGAUGUGAUAAUCGUUAAAGUUGAAACUGGAAGAAAAUUACAUGAACUUAAGACAGAGAAAAAGGAAGUGAGGGAAAUCUCGGAGAGUAGUUCAAGAAGAGAACGUGAUGAUAGAAAAGACUCUAAAAGAGGUCAUGAUCGAGAUAGAGAUCGGGAUAGGGAAAGGGAUGGAUCAAGUAGGCACAAACAUAGGCAUGAUAGGUACAAGUCACGCAGCAGGUCACGUGACAGACGCGACAGGUCAAGGUCAAGAGACCGAUCGAGAAGGUCAAGGUCAAGAGAAAGGAAACGCUAUGAACGGAGUAGAUCUCGAUCAUGGGAACGACAUCACAAGAGACGAAGGCGGGAUAGGAGCAGAGAGAGGGAAAAAGUGUCCCGUCGAAGUAAAAGUCCAAGCAGAAGGAUGCAAGAGAAAGAAAAUAGGUUUAGUGGGGAUGAUAAACGUCAAAAACGUCGUGAGGAAAAGGUUGAAAGAAAAGAGGAAGUAACUCUCUGGACAAAAAAACCUCGUUUAGUAUCGGAAGGUACUGAUAGCAGUGAUAGGAAGAAAGUGAAAUCACCAGAGCAUAGUGCAAAACAUUCUGAGGAUAGUAAGCUAGGUAGAAGUGAUGAGAAUGCUAAUAAAAAUAGUGCUAUUUCUGAGGAUAUGCGAGAACGACUUAAGAUUCCUCCUCUUAUGUCUCGGAAAAUCACAGUGGUAACAAGUAAGAAACCAGACAUUGAACAAAACCAACCAAUAUCUGUCAUUACAACUGAAAAAACACAAAACAUUAAGGUGAUAGGCAGUCAGCAACAGAAAGGGAAUGAAUCUCCCUCUGAAGUGAUUGACUUCAAGGACACGGACGAUGAGGAAGUAUCUGAGGACAAGGCAACGGUCCAAAACAUCUCAGCCAUCCAGAUUCCACCGCUGAUGUCAAGGAACAUCACCCUGAACCGACCCAUGGAAAGUGCUGGAGAGUAUGAUCCAGCCUUUCCCACAGAUGACCCUGAAGAAUCUAGUCCUCCCCUCCCUCCACUGGACACAGAGCAAAUGAUAUACAAUGUGCCCCCUCCACAGAUGUCCUUCCCUCCACAUAUGAUUGAGGAGGGAUUUGCUGCUCACCAGCGUCUCUCUCCACUUCCGCCUCACCAACCCCCUCCCCCAAGUCAGAGUAUUCUAGGGGAAGGAGGUACUCUCCUCAUGCCCACUGGUGAUCAUCAACAAUCUCUCAUACAGCAGCAAAAUGUGCCUCCGAUGCCACUAGGUAUGCGGAUGUUACCACCAGGUUUUCAGCCAGGCAUGCCUCCCCAGAGGCAAAUGAUGAUUAACCCAAUGUUAAUCAAUAGGGGGCCAUUCAGCAGAUUCCCCAGGUUUCAGACAGGCCACCUGCCACAGUUUAGUCUUCAAGUGCCAACGAGUGGUGGCAUGAUGCCACUACAGAACCGCUUUGGUCCUCGUAUGGCACAUGGAAACCUUCCAGGACAGCCUAAUCUUGUCAAUGGAGGAUUUGAACCUAUGCCGCCAGAGUCUGGACCUCCACCCCAAUUCCAGCAUAUAUUACGAGGGCCAAGUGAUCCACGUAUGAGCCAUGACCCUCGGAUGCAGGGCCCACCGCCAGGACCUCAUCCACGACACCUGUCAAUACAGGAAUCUAGCAUUCCUCCCCUGCUGCCUGAGCUUGACCUCAGGGACAGGCUGCCUGGGGGACCAGGGGAACAACAUAGAGAGGGUCCACCUCAAAGUCUCCAGGGUCUUAGUCAGAUGGAACAGAUAACGCACAUAACCAAAAUUCUCAAUGUACAGGCCCAACUAGCCAUGAUGGCCAAAGAAAAUCAUCCUGGGGAAGCUCCUGGAAAUGAAACAAAUGGGGAUGAUGUAUUCAAGGUGCCACUUCCACCUCUUGGGGGUGGCAAACAAAAACUAGUCUUAGGUGGUGCUAUGAACUCAAAUGGAAAGGAGGAGGCGGAAACCAUGGAGGUGGUCGAUAUGGACAUGUCGUCACCCUUAGAUGACGGAAAUAUUGAGCUCCAUCUAACACAGGACAAAAAUAACGAUAGAAAUAUGUUUGGCAGCUUAGGAAGUGAUUCUAGUUCAAAAUCCUCGGACAGACGGAGUAAAAGAGACAAGAAGGGGUCAGAUAGUCAUUCAGGUAAAGUGCGGUUUAAGGGUGCACGUGACAGUGAAGAACGGACUAGUAAGUCUUCGCGAGUGAAAGUGAAAGAGAAAAAAUAUAAACCAACAGAGGAUGAAAUGGACGAUGUCAUGUUUGAUGAUAUAAUGAACGAUAUGUCGAACGAUGAAAUGCCAUCUUCUGCUGUGGAAUUAACAAAUAAAGAAAAGUACCUGAAGAAGCUACACCUCCAGGAGAGGGUGGUGGAUGAGGUGAAGGUUGCACUCAAACCAUUCUACAACACAAAGCAGGUCUCUAAGGACCAGUACAAGGAAAUCCUCAGAAAGGCUGUACCUAAGGUGUGUCACAGUAAGAGUGGAGAUAUCAAUCCUGUAAAAAUUAAAGUGUUAGUGGAAGCUUAUGUGUCCAAAUACAAACGUGAUGCUCCUAAAAAGUCUACAGUGAAGCAUGCAAAGGACAGUGCCGUGAAAGCUAAUGGAGAGGUGAAAACGAAGAAAAAAUCAAGUCGAUAGCACAACUCAGAACUUGUAGUGUCUCCAUUUUCAAAUUGUUUGUGGAGAAAAUUCAUAUAUAGAGUUUUGCAAUGGAAUGAAGUUUUUUUAUAUUUAGAUUUUCCUGUGAAUGUGUGAGUUGAAUGUAAUUUUAGGGAUUUUCUACACAGUAGAGAGGGAGAGUGUAUUAUAUGUGUAUGUCAGUUGGGAGGUAGAGAGUAUCAUCAGGGAAGCAUGCAAUUAAUGUUUUAUGGUUGUUACCACAGUUAAUCUGUCCAAGUUUUUGUGUUCCUUCGACUUUGUACCGGGUAUUUGGUUUUGUAAUAUAAUAUUCACUCACAACAACAAGACAAUACUUUGUAUCAAAGAAACUGUGUUAAUGACAGUGUUCAAUCUUUUAUGUAAAAGUGAUAUUUUUGAAGAUUCUAAUCCAUGCCAUCAUUGUUAAAAAAAUUGCACUCAUUGAUAAUUCUUCAUGUAUAAUGCUAUAAAUUUGCUGUGUCAAAUAUUUUGCAUUCCUUUAUUUUUGGGGAUAUAAUUUGGCUAAAUUAAAACAUUUUUUUGGACGCCAAAUCAGUAGUUCAAAGAAGAAUUUAAUGGUCACAAACAGUUCAUUUAAAUGUCAUGCAAAAGGUAGCACUAUACAGUGGCUUUGCUAAUGUUAUAGACUGUUGGUGGAACAAGUGUCAGCUUUUGUUUUAAUUGGUGUAGUU